AUGCUCCACUACCGCACACAAGGAUUCCAAGGUUGCGCUGUCAAAUACUCCCCUUUCUUCGAUAAUCGGCUAGCUGUUGCAAGCUCAGCAAAUUUCGGCCUUGUUGGCAAUGGUCGCCUACAUAUCUUAGAGUUGACAGCGAAUGGUAUCCAGCCUCUAAAAAGCUUUACAACACAAGACUCGCUAUAUGACACCGCCUGGUCCGAACUCCACGAGAACCAAGUCCUCGCCGCAUCAGGCGACGGCAGCAUCAAGCUAUUCGACUGCACAGCGAACGACUUCCCAAUCUCAAGCUGGAAGGAGCACGGACGGGAAGUGUUCAGCGUAAACUGGAACCCAGUCGCAAAGGACCGCUUCUGCUCAAGUAGCUGGGAUGGCACUGUCCGUGUCUGGUCGCCACAUCGCCCGCAGUCCCUCCUCACCCUCCCAACCCACAGCUGCACCUAUUCCGCAUCAUUUUGCCCGCACAACCCAGACCUCAUCUCAUGCGUGACAUCAGACUCAUACGUGCGCGUUUUCGAUCUUCGUACCCCGGCCUCAGCCUCCAACCACCUCGUCACCCAGAUUCCCAUACACGCAUCUGCUUCCGGGCCUGGAAUGCUUGGUCAACCAGGCGUUCUUGCUACGGCGGGUGUUGAUCGUGCAAUUCGGACGUUUGAUAUUCGGGCCCCGCAACAAGGCCCGCUAGCCACUAUGCUUGGACAUGAAUAUGCUGUCCGAAAGGUGGCUUGGUCGCCCCAUCUUUCUAAUGUCCUUUUGAGUGCUAGUUACGAUAUGACUUGUCGGGUGUGGAGUGACCGGUCAGAGGCGGGUCCGGGCGGCGACAUGGAUGUGAUGCGCGCUGGUCCAGGAUCUACAGUGCUUGGCGCUGAACUAGGGCGCAUGGGUAGACACACUGAGUUUGUGACCGGCAUAGACUGGUGUUUGUUUGGAAGUGAGGGCUGGUGUGCUAGCGUUGGCUGGGAUGAAAACCUCUAUGUGUGGGAUGUACGAGCCUCGAUGACCUAG
This is a messenger RNA of Penicillium bovifimosum, 1008 nucleotides long. It is a transcript of the gene pex7, whose product is annotated as putative peroxisome biosynthesis protein (Peroxine-7). The record is from RefSeq and is a predicted model, not a curated record. Gene Ontology annotation, biological process: protein import into peroxisome matrix. Gene Ontology annotation, molecular function: protein binding. NCBI's taxonomy places the organism in Eukaryota, Fungi, Ascomycota, Eurotiomycetes, Eurotiales, Aspergillaceae. The coding region runs from base 1 to 1008 and encodes 335 amino acids. The transcript has 3 exons. Gene Ontology annotation, cellular component: cytosol; peroxisomal matrix.